AUGGGCCGGUGCACUUCGUGGAAGAAGCAGCUCUGCUUCUGUUGCGAACCCUUAGCUUCACCUGUUACCUCAAUGCACGCGUUCGUAGCGGCCUCGGCGGCGGCCGCCUCCCACGGCGACGUGUUCUACGUCGGCGACAAGGACGGCUGGGUCGGCAAGCCGGCGGAGAGCUACGGCCGCUGGGCCGCCCGCCACCAAUUCAAGGUCACUGACACCCUUGUGUUCAGGUACAAGAAGGGCGUGGACUCCGUGCUGGUCGUGGACAAGCGCCACUACGACACGUGCGACGUGAAGGAUCCCGUAGACGAGCUGCGCGACGGCGACUCAGCCACCAAUAUCUCCAUCGUUGUCUCCGAAGCCACAACCUCGCACACCUUCACGUUCACCAUUGCCAACUAG
Messenger RNA from Setaria italica (foxtail millet), 399 nucleotides. Its product is annotated as early nodulin-like protein 2. NCBI's taxonomy places the organism in Eukaryota, Viridiplantae, Streptophyta, Magnoliopsida, Poales, Poaceae. Gene Ontology annotation, cellular component: plasma membrane. Gene Ontology annotation, molecular function: electron transfer activity. The transcript is spliced from 4 exons. The record is from RefSeq and is a predicted model, not a curated record. The coding region runs from base 1 to 399 and encodes 132 amino acids.